This is a messenger RNA of Pipistrellus kuhlii (Kuhl's pipistrelle), 3726 nucleotides long. RefSeq names its product signal peptide, CUB domain and EGF like domain containing 1 (gene SCUBE1). Gene Ontology annotation, cellular component: cell surface. Gene Ontology annotation, molecular function: calcium ion binding. Gene Ontology annotation, biological process: signal transduction. The coding region runs from base 98 to 3166 and encodes 1022 amino acids. The record is from RefSeq and is a predicted model, not a curated record. NCBI's taxonomy places the organism in Eukaryota, Metazoa, Chordata, Mammalia, Chiroptera, Vespertilionidae. The transcript is spliced from 23 exons.
GAGGCGGCGAGCCGGGCGGCGCGGAGCCACAGCAGCGCUAGCCCGGCCGGUGCGACCGCGCGCCCGCUCGCCCGCCCGGCGGCCCGCCGCAGCGAGCAUGGGCGCGGCCGUGCGCUGGCACCUGUGCCUGCUGCUCGCCCUGGGCGCGCGCGGGCAGCUGGCGGGCGGCAGCGGGCUCCCAGGGGACGUGGACGUGGACGAGUGCUCGGAGGGCACGGACGAGUGCCACAUUGAUGCCAUCUGCCAGAACACGCCCAAGUCCUACCGGUGCCUCUGCAAGCCCGGCUUCAAGGGGGAAGGCCGGAAGGGGGAAGGCAAGAAGUGCGAAGACAUCGACGAGUGUGAGAUCGACGCCUACAACGGGGGCUGCGUCCACGACUGCAUCAACAUCCCGGGGAACUACCGGUGCACCUGCUUCGACGGCUUCACGCUGGCACAUGACGGACACAACUGCCUGGACGUGGACGAGUGUCAGGACAACAACGGUGGCUGCCAGCAGAUCUGUGUCAACGCCCUGGGCAGCUACGAGUGUCAGUGCCACAGCGGCUUCUUCCUCAGCGACAACCAGCACACCUGCAUCCACCGCUCCAACGAGGGUAUGAACUGCAUGAACAAAGACCAUGGCUGUGCCCACAUCUGCCGGGAGACACCCAAAGGUGGGGUGGCUUGCGACUGCAGGCCCGGCUUUGACCUUGCCCCAAACCAGAAGGACUGCACACUGACCUGUAACUAUGGGAACGGAGGCUGCCAGCACAGCUGUGAGGACACAGACACAGGCCCCCUGUGCGGCUGCCACCAGAAGUACGCCCUCCACUCGGACGGUCGGACGUGCAUCGAGAAGGAUGAGGCUGCAAUUGAGCGCUCUCAGUUCAAUGCCACGUCAGUAGCUGAUGUGGACAAGCGGGUGAAACGGCGGCUCCUCAUGGAGACAUGUGCCGUCAACAACGGAGGCUGCGACCGGACGUGCAAGGACACAGCCACCGGCGUGCGGUGCAGCUGCCCCGUGGGGUUCGCCCUGCAGCCCGACGGGAAGACGUGCAAAGACAUCAACGAGUGCCUGGCCAACAACGGGGGCUGCGACCACUCCUGCCGCAACACCGUGGGCAGCUUCGAGUGCGGCUGCCGCAAGGGCCACCGGCUGCUGAGCGACGAGCGGACGUGCCAAGACAUCGACGAGUGCUCCUUCGCGCGGACCUGCGACCACAUCUGCAUCAACUCGCCCGGCAGCUUCCAGUGCCUGUGCCACCGCGGCUACACGCUCUACGGGACGACCCACUGCGGAGACGUGGACGAGUGCAGCGUGAGCAACGGGGGCUGCGACCACGGCUGCGUCAACACCAAGGGCAGCUUCCAGUGCAUCUGCCCCCCGGGGCAGCGGCUCCACUGGAACAGGAAGGACUGCGUGGACACGGGCGGGUGCCCUGCUUCAGCCCAGGCCGCCCCGCGGGCCCAGCUGUGGUGCGGCAAGGCGGGCGGCGUGGAGAGCUGCUCCCUCGCCUGCCCGGCGCACGCGCUCUUCCUGCCAGACUCGGAAAACAGCUACAGCCUGAGCUGCGGGGUGCCCAGCCUCCAGGGCAGGACGCCGCCGACGCGCAACAGCACCAGCCCCGGCGCCGGGCCCAGCUGUGCAGGUGCCCCCGCCGCCCCCAUCAGGCAGAAGGCGCGCUUCAAGAUCCGCGAUGCCAAGUGCCACCUCUGGCCCCGCAGCGGGGAGCCAGCCAAGGAGGCCCCCAGACAGCCACUGCUGGAACACAGCCACGUGACCUUUGUGACCCUCAAGUGUGACUCCUCCAAGAAGAGGCGCCGGGGCCGGAAGUCCCCGUCCAAGGAGGUUGCCCACAUCACGGCGGAGCUGGAGGUGGAGACAAAGGGGGAAGAGGCCUCAGACACCUGCGAGGCGGACUGCGUGCGGCGGCGGGCCGAGCAGAGCGUGCAGGCGGCCAUCAGGACGCUGCGGAAGGCCGUCAGCCGGCAGCUCUUCUCCGUCCAGCUGGCGGGCACCGAGUACGAGGUGGCCCAGCAGCCGGCCAAGGCCCCGGAGGGCCCGGGCGCGUGCGGCACAGGCCAGACGCUGCAGGACGGCACGUGCAUGGCCUGCGAGCCCGGGACCCACUUCCGCGGGGUCUCCGGCCGGUGUGUGCCGUGCGCGCCGGGCACCUUCCAGGACGGGGAAGGCCAGCUCAGCUGCACUCCGUGCCCCAGCAGCGACGGGCUCGGCCUGGCCGGUGCCCGCAACGUGUCUGAAUGUGGAGGCCAGUGCUCUCCCGGCUCCUUCUCCGCUGACGGCUUCCGGCCCUGCCAGGCCUGCCCCGUGGGCACGUACCAGCCUGAGCCCGGGCGCACCGGCUGCUUCCCCUGCGGAGGGGGGCUGCUCACCAAGCACGAGGGCUCGGCCUCCUUCCAAGACUGCGAGGCCAAAGUGCACUGCUCCCCCGGCCACCACUACAACACCACCUCCCACCGCUGCGUCCGCUGCCCCGUCGGCACCUACCAGCCCGAGUUCGGCCAGAACCACUGCAUCGCCUGCCCCGGCAGCACCAGCACCGACUUCGACGGCUCCACCAACAUCACCCGCUGCAAAAACCAGCACUGCGGCGGGGAGCUCGGCGACUACAUGGGCUACAUCGAGUCCCCCAACUACCCCGGCGACUACCCGGCCAACGCCGAGUGCGUGUGGCACAUCUCCCCGCCCCCCAAGCGCAGGAUCCUCAUCGUGGUCCCCGAGAUCUUCCUGCCCAGCGAGGACGAGUGCGGAGACGUGCUGGUCAUGCGCAAGAGCGCCUCGCCCACGUCCAUCACCACCUACGAGACCUGCCAGACUUACGAGCGGCCCAUCGCCUUCACCUCCCGCUCCCGGAAGCUCUGGAUCCAGUUCAAGUCCAACGAGGCCAACAGCGGGAAAGGCUUCCAGGUGCCCUACGUCACCUACGACGAGGACUACCAGCAGCUGAUCGAGGACAUCGUCCGGGACGGGCGGCUCUACGCCUCGGAGAACCACCAGGAGAUUUUGAAGGACAAAAAGCUGAUCAAGGCGCUCUUCGACGUGCUGGCGCACCCCCAGAACUACUUCAAGGUCACGGCCCAGGAGUCCAAGGAGAUGUUCCCGCGCUCCUUCAUCAAGCUGCUGCGCUCCAAAGUGUCCCGCUUCCUGCGGCCCUACAAGUAGUGCCGUGCCCCCUCCUGCCGCAGCGCCCCUGCAGGUGAGGGGGCCUGCCCCCAGCGGAAGCCAAGCUCCACGGCCUCCACGUGGCCUGGGCUGCCCUUCAGGAAGCGCUGGCCAGCCUGCCGAGGGGAGACCCACCCCGGCAGAGACCCCAGCCCAGCCACGCCGCUCCCACUGCGCCCUGGGAAACUGCUUUCGGCAGCUUGCUCCCCCCUCCCUCCCCGCCUGCUGCUCCCGGGCCAGGCCCCCUGCACCUCCCGGCCACACAGGCGGCCCUGGCAGAGCACAGCCGGGAGACUGCCGGUGCCCCUCAAGUGACAGAUACUCCGAGGCUGGGAGGGAUGAUGGGAGAACCCAGCCAGGCCUCGGAGAGAAGGGGUGAGGGCGCUGCAGGGCAUUGGUAAGUGGGGAAGGCGCCCGAGGGGCGUCUGUACUGCAGGCCCCCGGCCGCAGGCCCAGGACACGCUGCCCUAUGGUCAGCUCCACGGAUUCUGGGGGACAGAGGAGCCGGGAGGGGCUGCAGAUGAGUAUUCUAUGUGUACAAAUAUAAAUACAAACACAGA